AUGGCGGCGGCGACGGCGGGUGGUGCGGGAGGCGGCGGCAGCGGCGGCCCCGCGGGCCCUCAGGCGGCCGGCGCGGCUCCCACCCCGGCGCCGGGCCCCGGCGCGGUGCUGAUCGGCGACCGGCUGUACUCGGGUGUGCUGAUCACGCUGGAGAACUGCCUCCUGCCCGAGCACACGCUGCGCUUCACGCCGUCCAUGAGCAGCGGCCUGGACCCGGACACUGAGACCGAGCUGCGCGUCACCGGCUGCGAGCUCAUCCAGGCGGCCGGGAUCCUGCUGCGGCUGCCGCAGGUGGCUAUGGCUACAGGACAGGUGCUAUUCCAGCGUUUUUUUUAUACCAAGUCUUUUGUGAAGCAUUCCAUGGAGCAUGUGUCCAUGGCCUGUGUUCAUCUGGCAUCCAAAAUUGAGGAAGCCCCGAGACGGAUACGGGAUGUGAUAAAUGUGUUCCAUCGCCUCAGACACCUGAGGGAGAAAAAAAAACCUGUGCCUCUAAUACUGGAUCAAGAAUAUGUGAACUUGAAGAAUCAAAUAAUUAAGGCAGAAAGAAGAGUGUUGAAGGAGUUGGGAUUUUGUGUUCAUGUGAAGCACCCUCAUAAGAUAAUCGUUAUGUACCUUCAGGUAUUAGAAUGUGAACGUAACCAACACCUGGUCCAGACCUCAUGGAACUACAUGAACGACAGCCUGAGAACAGAUGUCUUUGUGAGGUUCCAGCCAGAAAGCAUUGCCUGUGCAUGCAUUUACCUGGCAGCCAGGACUCUGGAGAUCCCUCUUCCCAAUCGCCCGCACUGGUUUUUACUGUUCGGAGCGACGGAGGAAGAAAUCCAAGAAAUCUGCUUGAAAAUUUUGCAGCUCUACACAAGGAAAAAGGUGGAUUUGUCUGAUCUGGAAAGUAAAAUAGAAAAGAAGAAAUUAGCUAUUGAAGAGGCAAAAGCACAAGCUAAAGGUCUGGUACCUGAGGGAGUCCCGAGUUUGGAUAAUACAUCAGGAUUUUCCCCUGCCCCGAAAAAUGAGUCUCCAAAGGAGGUUAAAGGAAAUAAACCUUCCCCACUACCUGUCCAGGCAAUGAAGAAUGCUAAAAGGAAAACAGAGGGAGCCAAAAGAACGAGCUCCAAUAGCCCAGUAAAUGGUGUCCAGAAAGGGAGAGAGAGCAGAAGUCGGAGUGGGAGCAGAGAUCAGAGUUACUCCAGAUCAGCCUCGAGAUCUGCAUCCCCUAAGCACAGGAAAAGCGAGAGUUACUCCACCUCCAGCGGCUCCAAAUCCCACAGCCGCUCCCGCAGCCGCAGCGACUCCCCCCCGCGCCAGUUCAACCACAGCUCGGGCUACAAAGGCUCCAAGGUGAGGAGCUACAAGAAAUCCAAAGACUACAAAUACUCCACACACAAACCCCGCAAAUCCCGCAGCCGGAGCUCGUCCCGCUCCCGCAGCCGCUCCCGGGAGCGCUCCGACCACUCCGGGAAGUACAAGAAGAAGAGCCACUACUACAGGAACCACCGGCACGAGCGCUCCCGCUCCUACGAGCGCGCCGGGCACCGCUACGAGCGCGAGCACCCCGGGCACAGCCGGCACCGCCGCUGAGGGCACCCCCUGCUCCUGCGGCCUUGGGCUUAAAACCACCUCGCUCCCUAAGCUCCAUCCUGCUGGAGCUCCCUGCUCCUGCCUGAAUCCAAAGGGAGAGAUGUCCCGGUGACUGUGUCGUGCUGGAGCGUCACCCGUCCUGCUCUUUUAGUGGUUCCCAUCCCGUAGCCUCCCGUCUGGGACUUCCAUUUCCCUGUGGCUCAGCCCUUGGAAUGCUGUGCCCUGUGGAACUGGAAGGGCCCCCAGGCAGUUCCUAACCCUUGGGAGUGGCUCUGGUGCUAACAAAGCUGUCUUUUCAUACUGACUCUGGUGUUGUACAGAUGGGGGUGACUUUUCUAGCCCUGUUGCCUAUAUUAGGUUCUAUGUGUAUAUAUAUUUUGCAGUGUUACAGUACAAUAUGGAAAUAUGGCCUUACUAGCCUUUACACUUUAUCCACAAUUGUAAAUAAGCAUUUGUUUAAUACAGGUGAAGAUAUAUACAGAAAAUUCAAAACUUGAAUUCUAUAAAAAAACCCUUGUGUAGAAAAUUCUGAUAAAUGUGAAAGUAUUUAGCUCUGUGCAUUGAGAGUAGUAUAUUUUUAUCUGUGCAAUGCUGUGUGCAGGCCACCAGCUCAUAAGACAUUUCCUAUAUAUACAUUUUGAGUGGUUUGAAAUUCUUUACUCAGGAUCUUUGACACUCUGAAGAAUUAGUAGUUUGUCAAUCUGCAUGCUUGUUGGAGAACAGAGCGUUUAAAAGCAAAUUAGCAGACCCCCACAGCCCAGUAGUAUCAGUUCUAGUGGUAUAUCUGAGCUGUUACUCUCUCAUGCUCCCUGAUUUCAUUAAAGUAUUUGAUUUUCUAUUAAAUUUA
Messenger RNA from Corapipo altera (White-ruffed manakin), 2422 nucleotides. RefSeq names its product cyclin L2 (gene CCNL2). Gene Ontology annotation, cellular component: nucleus. The record is from RefSeq and is a predicted model, not a curated record. Bases 1 to 1575 code for a protein of 524 amino acids. Gene Ontology annotation, molecular function: cyclin-dependent protein serine/threonine kinase regulator activity. Gene Ontology annotation, biological process: regulation of transcription by RNA polymerase II. NCBI's taxonomy places the organism in Eukaryota, Metazoa, Chordata, Aves, Passeriformes, Pipridae. The transcript is spliced from 11 exons.